Messenger RNA from Dioszegia hungarica, 1134 nucleotides. RefSeq lists its product as uncharacterized. Bases 1 to 1134 code for a protein of 377 amino acids. The transcript has 2 exons. The record is from RefSeq and is a predicted model, not a curated record. NCBI's taxonomy places the organism in Eukaryota, Fungi, Basidiomycota, Tremellomycetes, Tremellales, Bulleribasidiaceae.
AUGUCAAACGGACACGGAAUGGUCACCCGAACGCGAGAUCGCGCCCCACUUGCCCCUCUCCCUUUGGCCAACUUCACCAUCGGUGCGGCAUCUACAUCAGCCUUCCUCGCACCCCCAUCGCCACUCUCAUUGGGUCACAAGCGGUCCGCGCCGUCGUCGCCGGGAUCAAGUAGGGGAGAAGGGAGCGGAUCAGCGAGUGGAAGUCGGAAGGUGUCGCGCACUGGGCUGGAUAAGGAUACGAGUGUGAGAUCGGGAAGGAGAGGGAGUGCGGAGAUCACGCCGAAAGUGAGGGAGAGGCUGGAGAGGGACGAUCUGGGAGUUGGGCGGAGUCCAGCGAGGAGACUGUUUGUGGGCGAAGUCGAAGCGAGUCCUAGAUCUGGCAUAUCAGGAAUGACUUUUACCCCACCCGCCGCUCCCCCUUCAUCCCAACCCCAAUUCCCCCUCCUCGCCCCUUCGCCCCCUCUCUCCCCCUACAGUCGCUCGGCCGCUUCAUCAUCCACAUCUCUGGCUCUACCCGUGGCCGAACCAGACGUCAACGGGGUCACGCGGAGUAUCCAUGACCCCGGAUUCCCGAUUCACCCCGACCACGCCACCCUCGGUGUGGGAAUCGGCACGCCCGACUCAAAGCGCGCACCCAGCCGGUCUCUGUCUGCUCCUGUAGACGACUUCUUCCCUUCCUCCUCUUCUUCCUCCAGUUCCAGACUGGACCGGCUGGAGGAUCAAGAAAACAUUCCCCCUCCGUCCCGCUCGGCGUCGACCGCGACUACCCCUUCAUCCUCAUCCGCCAAAAACUCUCCAUCAAAACGCAUACCCGGAUCGGGCUCGAGUGCGCGAAGUAGUCGCAGUACCGCGACGGAAAGCACGACCGGGUCGAGCGCAUACGAGGAGGAAGAUACUGUUCUUCCCGCGGGGCCGGCCGGCGGCUUCUCGGAGGAAAUGGGGGCGGGGCGGAGACCCAGGAAUGGGAAGAGCAAACUGGUGCAAAUGAUGUUGAGGGGAACAUCGGAUCCGGUCGAGCCGGAGACGGAGCCGGAGGAUGGGUCGGAUGAUGAUGGAGAGGAGUUGACGCCUGGGAAGAGGGGGGCGGAGAGGGAUGGGAAGCAGAAGUUGGCGAGGGAGGCGGAGGGGAAGUGA